UAAAAGAAUAAAGUCACAAUUUAAUAUUUCUGACAUAAUUCUUCUCUUUCAGCGAGGGUUCCACCACUUCCAGUCCACCACCACCACCAUGGCCGCCUCUUUGUGGCGGCGGUGCUCAUUAAACACCGGCUGGUCCUUCACCAAUGUCGCGAAGAAAGUGCACCCUGCACUAAAUCACCGGUGUCAGCGUCAGUUCUCUGUAAAAGAAUCCGUCAAACGCGAAGCAAAGCACGCCCCCUUAUCUCCCGUAACCUUUCUGGAGAGAGCUGCAGAGGUUCACGGAGAUCGAAUCUCCGUCGUGUACGGCGCACUGAGAUUCACCUGGGGCCAGACUCUCGGCAGGUGCGCUAAUCUCGCCGCCGCCUUGUCAAAAUUGGGAAUUUCUCGCGGCGAUGUGGUAGCAAUCCUGGCCCCAAACAUACCAGCAAUGCAAGAACUCCAUUUCGCUGUACCGAUGGCCGGAGCGAUUAUCUGCACACUAAACCCGUACGACAAUCCAAAUAUGAUCUCGAUCCUGCUCCAGCAUUCCGAAGCCAAGAUAAUUUUCGUAGACCACCAAUUCCUCCACAAAGCUCAACAAGCACUCGAUCUUGUAUCACAAAACAAUCUCAAACCACCGAUUCUCGUCCUAAUUCCCGAAUACGCCAUUCCGUUUUCGUGUCCCGGUACGCAUGACUACGAAACUCUCGUAGCAAGUGGAGAUAGCCAAAAACACACCACUAAACCGCCGAAAACCGAACAAGAUCCUAUAAGCAUCCACUACACCUCCGAAGCAACGCCACCACACCCCAAAAGGGUGGUCCGUAGCCACAGAGAAGCCUACGUCAACACACUUGCAACGGCAUCGAUUCACGGAUUGAGAUCAAUGAAUACUGUCUACCUUUGGACAGUGCCGAUUUCCCAAUUCAACGGGGGUGACUGCCUGAUUUGGGGUUUGGCGGCUUUGGGCGGCACAAACGUUUUCCUUACACGUGUCUCCGCUAAGGAAAUCUUCGAAAGCAUUUUCCUGAACAGUGUCACACACAUGGGUGGGUCCCGGAAAAUCUUGAACAUGAUUGUAAAUUCGACCGAUCGGGAUCGAAAGGUAAAUUCGACCUAUCGGGAUCGAAAUGAGCCGCCUAGCACGGUGGUUGAGAUAAUGGCCGACGGAAUACUACCGCUGCAGCCGCCAAUCGUCUCCAAGAUCGAGGAGCUCGGGUUCCGUUUGUCUCCAAGAAAACCCGAAUCGGAUUCUUGUUUGGAGGAAGUUGAUGCGGACUGUAUGUGAGACAGAUGAAGAGCGUACCGAGCGAUGGUGUGCCGGUGGGUGAGAUUAUGUUCAAGGGAAAUAAUAAUACCAGAGAUGGAUAUUUUGUAAAAUUAAUAUCCAAACAUGAAAUUUCCUUACAUCUCUAUUUCUUUUUCUUGCCAAAUUAUUAUAGUUUAGGGAUGUGGAUGACAAACUUUUAAAUAUUUGAGGGUCUAUUUGUCAAAUACACAUAGUUGAGGGGAAGCGGAUGCAAAUAGACUUAUUAUUUGUUCAUGUGACUCGCAUUUUUUAUCAUGCAU
Molecule: messenger RNA, 1548 nt
Organism: Erythranthe guttata (spotted monkey flower)
Lineage: Eukaryota; Viridiplantae; Streptophyta; Magnoliopsida; Lamiales; Phrymaceae
Product: isovalerate--CoA ligase AAE2
Source: RefSeq, a predicted model, not a curated record